Messenger RNA from Triticum aestivum (bread wheat), 1480 nucleotides. RefSeq lists its product as uncharacterized. The record is from RefSeq and is a predicted model, not a curated record. NCBI's taxonomy places the organism in Eukaryota, Viridiplantae, Streptophyta, Magnoliopsida, Poales, Poaceae. The transcript has a single exon. Bases 7 to 1185 code for a protein of 392 amino acids.
GACAUAAUGCAAAGCACUAGCAAACUGUGUGUUGCCUCUGCAUCCGCGCAACCUGCUGUCCGCAGGUUCGAUUGUUGGGCAGACCUUACAGAUGGCCCGCUAAGCUCCAUUCUUGCACUAUCAGGAUCCUUCCGUGAUGUUCUGCCGUUUGCUGCAACGUGCCGCUCUUGGCGUGCUGCAUUUUCCUCAUACCCAUCAAAAUCUACAUUCUGCACCAAAUUCCCGCCUCUCCUCGUCCAAUUCAAUGCCCGUGUUCAAGCUCCCGAUCUCCCUUCUAACAAUGGUCGUCAAAAGCUACGCACAUGUAAGGUCAUUGAUCCGAUCAACAAGAACAUCGCCCUGCGGUGCCAAAUUCCUCGGGAAAUUUAUCAGAAGAUGCAAUUCGCUGGCACUUCCUAUGGUCAACUAAUUUGCUGCCACGCUGGAUAUUGUCUUGUUGUUGAUGUGUUCAGUGGUGCCAAGGUUUCUCCUCCACGUCUCCCAUUCACCGGUGAUUGUGAGAAGGAGUUCUACUUCUACGUUAGCGGCACUCUGACAGCUCCCCUUGCAUCACCCAACUCACACCUCCUUGUCAGUACUGCAACCGCCCUGUUUGAUUGGUCUGUUGGAAGUGACUCUUGGUCUGUACUCCAGCUUUCUGAUGCGCCGAUUGAAAAGAUUGUGGAAUUCAAUGGUCAGUUCAUCGCCAUGGAUGAUUUUUACAAGAUCUACACAUUGCAGCUGUCCCCCCAGCUGGGUCUGCAGGAGAUAACAACUGAGUGGGUUGGUGACCUGGCCCCAAGCUCUGACGCCAAACCAUGGCUAGUGGUCUGUGGCAACAUGCUUCUUAUGGUUUACUGUUUCAGUACAACGAGUCUAGGCUGCUCAGUAGUACAAUGUAUACCCCACCACCUUGACAUGUCGACCAGCCCUGCAAAAUGGGUGGAGGUACGCCAGCUGGAUAAUUGGGAACUCUUUGUCGGGGGUGAUGUGAGGAGCCGGCUGUUUUCUUGCAGGAGUCCGGAGAGGUGGGGUGGGAGGAGCAAGUGGCUGUACUAUGCUGGCCGUCGCUCUUUUAUUGUACAUGGAGUGGGAGACGAGCGAGAUCCAUCUGCUGGUCCAAAUGUAGAGUACAAGAGAAGCUCGUCUGGCAGGUUGCAGCCCCUCUGGGUGUAUCCAAGCAUGUUCUACUCUGGUGUCCAGUGAUCGUCGCACGCAGCUGUUGACGCUCAACAGCAGCUAUGGCUUGAUGCUCUGCAUGCUCCUGAUGAAAAUUACCCUGACAACAUAGUAGGGACUUUUGCAACUUGGGCAGUGCCAUCGUAACAAUAUCACUUAUAACUUGGUGGUGUUAGUACUGAAGCUUUUGUAGCAGUUUGGUGCUUGGAGCUUGUUAGGAGUAGUCAAGCUUCUAAUCAAGUUAGUAGUAUUAAUUUAGUUGUGUUGUUUAAUCUUGUACUGCAUGAUGGGUAAUACUUUGAACUACUUGUUGCUCCUCUCU